Molecule: messenger RNA, 1670 nt
Organism: Apis cerana (Asiatic honeybee)
Lineage: Eukaryota; Metazoa; Arthropoda; Insecta; Hymenoptera; Apidae
Product: glutathione S-transferase 1-1-like
Biological process (GO): glutathione metabolic process
Molecular function (GO): glutathione transferase activity
Source: RefSeq, a predicted model, not a curated record
CUCCGAUAAUUUGCCGAGAGCGAAAAAUUUCACCAGGAUGGAUCGAGAUAAUGUAAAUAAAAUACGACAAAUUUAGGAGAAAUAAAUCACACGUGUCAUCGUAUAUAUUUUUUUUAAACAGUUUUUUAAAAAAAUUGUAUUAAAAUUCGAAAGAAUAUCACGAGCAUUUUUAUAUAAUUUCUAAUCGAUGCGACGUUCGAUCAUUUAAAAGAUUAUUAACAUUAUCCCGUUUACCAUACGAUAAAUAGUGGAAUCAGCAUCGAACAGCAAAUUAAUGAACCUUGUAAUUAUAGAAGCCACUUGGUGUUCGCAAUGCGGCCAAUUUACUUCGGUAGUGGCCAUCCUUUUGUUUCGAUGUUCAUUUGCUAAUUACCCUCGAUCUCGGUUUCAGCUACGUUUUAAUUACAGUACAAUGGUUGGUAAAACUCUUUAAUCGAUAUUUCCUUCCUACUUUUUCCCAUGAUUAGCCGACAAGGUUAAAAAAGAAAAAAAACUUUCAAAUCUUUGAAACAAAAUAUAUAAGAAUAAAUUUUGCAAUAAAUUUUAACAUCGUUCCAAACCUGUUUAAAAUUACGUAUAUAUAUAUAUAUAUAUACUAUAUACACAUAUUGUACUGGAAUAUAGCUAUAGAUCGAACAAGCUCGCUCGCAAACUCUACACUCUCGAUUCUCCAAUAAAACAGCGCGUAUUUUCCUCCUCUUCUUCCUCAUUCGUAUGAAAUUUUUCUUAAUAAAACAAAUGAUAAUCAUUUGAGAUAAUCAUUUGAGAAUCCGUUAUAAACUUGUUACGAAACAAAUUUUUUGGUCAUCUCUUUGCAUGUUGUUGAUCGUUGUUAUAUAAACAGUAAGAGACAACAAGAUUCGUUACACCGAAUUUCCAUCAAAGCAACGUCUAAAUUAAAAAGAUUUCAGUGUGAUCAUGUCGUUGGAUUUGUAUUACACGCCUGUAAGUUCACCUUGCAGGGCAGUCCUCUUGGCUGCGGAAGCUAUCGGUAUCUCCUUAAAUUUGAAGGAAAUCGAUAUAUUUGCAAACGAACAUUUGAAACCGGAAUAUGAACAGUUAAAUCCGCAGAAAACUGUUCCAUUUCUCGUAGACGGUGAUUACAAAUUAACGGAAAGUCGAGCUAUUAUGUCGUAUUUAGCCGAUCAAUAUGGUAAAAACGUUCGCCUAUAUCCACAAACACCAAUUGGUCGAGCUUUAGUCAAUCACAGAUUACAUUUUGAUAUCGGUACUCUGUAUAGAGGCAUGAAGGAUUAUUACUAUCCAGUCGCGUUUGGAAAGACAAAGGAUUAUAAUCCUGAAUGUUAUAAGAUACUCGAAGGCGCGUUUGACGUUCUGAAUAUAUUUCUGGAUGGGCAAGAUUAUGCCGCUGGACGCAAUUUAACUAUCGCUGAUCUCGCUUUAGCUGCCACUGUAUCGACAGCAGAGGUAUCAGAAAGCAAUGUUUAAAAACUAAAUUUUCGGUUUCGAAGUGGAGAGAUAUACUAAUGUUGAUAAAUGGAUGAACAGAAUAAAAUCACUCGCACCGGGUUAUCGUAAAGCUAAUGGCGAAGGAUUAGAAAUGUUAAAGAAAUUGAUUGAAGAUUUUAAAAAGAACUAAUAUAUAUAAAUAUUUAUGUAUUAAUUUGUAUAGAAUAAACUGAACUUAAUAAUUAAAAUUCAAUAAUAAA